Molecule: messenger RNA, 674 nt
Organism: Drosophila teissieri
Lineage: Eukaryota; Metazoa; Arthropoda; Insecta; Diptera; Drosophilidae
Exons: 1
Coding region: 242-478 (78 amino acids)
Source: RefSeq, a predicted model, not a curated record
UGGCUUACCAAUGUUUACUGGACAUGUUAAUACAUAAGGUAAAUGGUUAAUAUUGUAGUUUAAAGACGAUCAGAGAGAGUGGCUUUGGUUCUCGCAACCUCUCCGAAAGCCCUCCAGAUAAAAGCUCUGCCAGCUUUUGGCUGAGAAAUUAGCAACUAUAAGCCUAGCUCGAUUCAGUAACGCAAUUCCCAAGCCCGAGGUUAGAAGUCGAGCCACCUGGAGAAACUCGCAACCAGCAAAAAUGCCAUCAAGAUCCGUGCUGAUCGUAGUAAGCCUACUGAUGAUGCUGAGCUGGCAGUGGACGAUGGCCAUGCCGCCCCAGCCGCAGAACCAAGCCAGCGGAGUAUCCAUCAGUCGGCCGGACAUACCGGGAGAAUCGGAAAUAUUGGUGCAGAGCAUCUUCAACAUCGAUCCAUCACAGUGCCCCAAGGGAUACAUUCGCACGGGUCCACAUCACACGUGUCGUAGGAUAGCCUAGGAAGUCAAACCCCAAAGUUGGGCUUAAAGUUCAAGAACUCCAGAACGUGCUACGAGCUGUGUUUUUAUUGAUACUUAAAUAAACGAAAUAAACAUACAAAUAAAUUAUAUAAAUACUGGCAAUUCUCACAGUUCUUUCACAUAUUUUAUGAAUCUGGCGUAGUUUCAUAAUUAAAUACAGAUUUAUUAGAACUAAA